Messenger RNA from Suncus etruscus (white-toothed pygmy shrew), 2223 nucleotides. It is a transcript of the gene GAS2, whose product is annotated as growth arrest specific 2. Gene Ontology annotation, molecular function: actin filament binding; cytoskeletal adaptor activity; microtubule binding. Gene Ontology annotation, cellular component: actin filament. NCBI's taxonomy places the organism in Eukaryota, Metazoa, Chordata, Mammalia, Eulipotyphla, Soricidae. Gene Ontology annotation, biological process: actin crosslink formation. The record is from RefSeq and is a predicted model, not a curated record. Bases 285 to 1226 code for a protein of 313 amino acids. The transcript has 8 exons.
CUGAUGAAAUGAAGGAAAUCUGUUUCUGGUGGGGAGGGAGAAGGGGGGAUCGUUUUCCCCAAACAGCACCAAGAGGAGCCAUCAGAGAAGUAUGAAGAGGGGGCAGUGCGGCUGUAGCUGCAGCCGCUGCCGCCGGGCUGCUGGGGUGCAGAGGCUGCCGCAGGACCUGCGCCGGGAGGGGGCCAGUCCUGAGUCGCUGCAGGAGCACCCAGCCGGGAGCCCCAGAACCCUAGAGCCGCCACUAGCCCAGCUCCGGACGCGGCGGUCCUACAAGUGGAUGAAUAAUGUGCACUGCUCUGAGCCCUAAGGUACGCAGUGGACCUGGCCUCUCUGAUAUGCAUCAGUAUAGCCAGUGGCUGGCCAGCAGACAUGAGGCUAAUUUGCUACCGAUGAAAGAAGAUCUGGCCCUAUGGUUAACCAACCUAUUAGGGAAGGAGAUUACAGCUGAAACUUUUAUGGAGAAAUUGGAUAAUGGUGCCUUGCUCUGUCAGCUUGCAGAAAGUGUACAAGAAAAAUUCAAAGAGAGCAUGGAUGCUAACAAGCCGACAAAGAAUCUGCCCUUGAAGAAAAUCCCAUGCAAAUCCAGUGCACCCUCAGGCUCCUUUUUUGCCCGAGACAAUACAGCAAAUUUCUUGUCCUGGUGCCGAGAUUUAGGGGUAGAUGAAACCUGUCUAUUUGAAUCAGAAGGCUUGGUUCUCCACAAGCAACCAAGAGAAGUGUGUCUCUGUUUGCUAGAGCUUGGCCGAAUUGCAGCCAGGUAUGGUGUGGAACCUCCUGGUUUAAUAAAGUUAGAAAAAGAGAUUGAACAAGAAGAAACACUUUCUGCCCCUUCUCCUUCACCUUCUCCUUCAUCAAAAUCUUCUGGAAAAAAGAGUACAGGGAACUUACUGGAUGAUGCUGUGAAACGGAUUUCUGAAGAUCCUCCUUGCAAAUGCCCGAGCAAGUUCUGUGUGGAAAGACUUUCUCAAGGACGGUACCGGGUGGGAGAAAAAAUCCUCUUCAUUAGGAUGCUGCACAACAAGCAUGUCAUGGUCCGUGUGGGAGGAGGAUGGGAAACCUUUGCAGGAUAUUUGUUGAAACAUGAUCCCUGCCGGAUGCUGCAGAUCUCCAGAGUGGAUGGCAAAACAUCCCCUAUCCAGAGCAAAUCUCCAACCCUUAAGGACAUGAAUCCAGACAGUUACCUGGUUGUCUCUGCCAAUUAUAAGGCUAAGAAGGAGAUUAAAUGAAACUAGUUGGUCACUACAAGGGGACUGUUAUAAUGGCCUGUAUCCACUUAUCCUGUGUAGUCAGUUUAGUUCACAUGUUCUGAAAAUUACUGUGGAAAAAAAGACGCAGCAAGCCGAAACAUCACUGCAUAUUGAAUAAUGCUCAGAGAGUAGCACUAUUUAUUUUUAAUGCUUCUGUAUUAGAUGACCUAUUCAAAGAAAUUUUCAACUUAGACAAUUUCAAAUUAGACAAACUAUAGGCAAAUUAUUGUUUCUUAGUUGUGAAUACAGUAUUUAGUUUAAAAUGUUAGAAACAAUAUUAUAAAUUCUAGCUAAAAACUGAUAAAAACUGGAAUUAGAGUAGAAUAUUUUGAGAUUUACAGAUUAAGUCAACAGAAAGUGCCUGAUUUAUGUCUACAGAGUAAAAGCACCCCAGAAAUUUUAUAAUUGUGAAAUUUUAAAUUAAUUUAUAAAAAAAGAUAAUCAAUGUGAUAUUGUGCUACUAAAAAGAUCCAGUAACACUACAUAUUCAUUCAUGAAAGCAAUACUUUGCUGGAAAGGCCAGUUUUAGAAAAGUUUACAUUUACUUGGAAGGUUGCCUUAAAGUGUAUUCUUUAUCUAUGACCAAAUAUCUGGGGUACUUUUGGGAAGUUUUCAGCAUACUUUUAGAAAGUCCCUUCUAAAUGGUUUCCCUUAUUCCUAAGCACAUGGCUGUAUUCAAGCUUAGUGUAAUUCACACAUCUGAGCUGAUAUUUCUUUAUAUUUUGACAAAAUAAUUUGUACAGUCAAAAUGCUCACUGGCAUCAUGGUAUUUUAUGCAUUUCCUUAUUAUAAUAUAUCUUUAGUUAAUCCUACUUUGCUAUCCUGCUAGUAAAGUAAAUUCACUGUAGCUAAUGAUGUUACAGACUUCUGUGUACCCUUGUAUACUAGGACAGAGCUAUUUCAUAUCAAUAAAUAGCUAAGUAGUGUCCUUAAUGAUUCAAGAAUUAAAAAUAUAAAUUUUUCAAAAUGAUAUGUC